AUGUCGCCUCGAGCGAGCGAAAACGACCCGCUUCUUGCGUCACAGGAACACCACCAUCGCGUCGUCGCAUUCGCGCCCGGCGAUGUAGAAGAUCCUAGGAACUGGCCACGGGUGCGGAAAUGGCUCAUGAUUGCGGCCAUCAUGCCCAUCGAUCUCAGCGUUAGCUGGGGCGCGUCGGGAUUUUCACCCGCCGCAGCAGAUUUCGCCAAAGACAUGAAGGUGUCCCAUCAAAUCGCGACAUUGGGGUUGAGCAUGUAUGUCCUGGGUCUGGCAUUCGGACCCAUGAGCUUGGCUCCGCUCUCGGAGUACUUUGGUCGACGGCCUGUUUACGUCUUCUCUUACGGCAUUUUCCUCCUCCUGCUUCUGGGGACGACUUUUGUGGAGAACUUGGGGGCUUUCCUGGUCCUACGACUCUUUUCCGGCUACUUCUCUUCAGUAACAAUCUCGAAUUUCGGGGGCACCAUUGCGGAUCUGUUCCAUCACCACGAUACUGGCCCCGCGAUGAGCUGGUUCCUGUGGGCGGCGACUGGAGGGUCACCGACCGGUUUCGUGCUCUUCUCCUUCAUUGCGCACGGAAGAACGUGGCACGGCGUAUUCCGCAUCAUGUUCUUCAUCUGCUUGUCAUUCUGGGUCAUUUUGACAGUCGCUCUCUAUUCGCUUGGAGAGACCAGGCACAGCGUCAUACUCCACCGCCGAGCCAAGGCAGCUCGGAAGUCGACUGGUGACGAAAGCCUCGACGUGCAAGAUCAGCUGAAGCAGCGCGGUCCCAAGCAACUAUUCGGAACAGCGCUUACACGCCCCUUCCGUUUUUUAGCCACCGAAGCCAUCGUUCAGUUCAGUGCCCUCUACAAUGGAUACCUUUACGGCCUCUCCUUCCUCUUCAAUGGCGCUUUCCACAUCAUUUUCGGACCCGACGGAUAUGGCUACGACACAAUCGGUGUCGGGCUCUCAUUUCUGGGCAUUGUAAUUGGGAUUACUACCGGGCUGCUGACCAACAUCUACCAAGAGCGCUACUAUCAACGACGAAUCGCACAAGCCGGGCACCAGGACGUGCCCGAAGCACGCGUUUACCUCGCUAAGCUCGCCGCCGUAGUACUCCCGGUAUCCCUUUUGGUCUUUGCAUUCACCGCACAUCCGGAGAUCCACCCGAUUGCGUCGGUUCUCGCAUCAGCAUGCUGGGGAUGGUCCUUCUAUACUCUCAUAUUGAUGACCCUGACGUACACGGAAGACGCAUACAAGACAUACUCAGCAUCUGCGCUCGCGGGCAUCGGGUUCGUGAGGAAUGUGGCUGGGGCGGGAUUCCCGCUGUUGGGACGCAUAUUGUUUGUGAGCCAGGGCACAAAGAAGGCGGGCCUCAUCCUGACAGCCAUGUCGGUGGUCAUGGUGCCCAUUCCGUUCGUCUUGGCGAGGUAUGGCAGGGCUCUAAGAAGGAGAAGCCCGUGGGCUACGGCGCAUGAGGACGACGGCGAGGACGAUGAAGAUUGA
Trematosphaeria pertusa is the source of this 1485-nucleotide messenger RNA. RefSeq names its product polyamine transporter. Gene Ontology annotation, biological process: transmembrane transport. Lineage: Eukaryota; Fungi; Ascomycota; Dothideomycetes; Pleosporales; Trematosphaeriaceae. Bases 1 to 1485 code for a protein of 494 amino acids. Gene Ontology annotation, molecular function: transmembrane transporter activity. The transcript is spliced from 2 exons. The record is from RefSeq and is a predicted model, not a curated record. Gene Ontology annotation, cellular component: membrane.